GAGAGGCGCCGCGGUGGGGGGUGAGGAGGAGGAGGAGGAGGAAGGCGUUGGUCCACAAAAGAUAACCCGCUCGGGGCGGCGACGACGAGGCCGAGAGAUGGACAAUACCAGCAAAUUAACCAAUCUGGAUGAACUUUUACUAAAACUGAUGUUCCAGGUCCAUCAGGAUUCACAGCAUAGAAAACAAGAAGAAGAACAGAUACAGAUCAAUGAAGCUAACAUUGUAAAAGCUCAACAACGUAGAAAUGAGUUGCUUGAAAGAAACACCCAGCUUGAUGUUGAAAUUAAUCGAAUGCAGAAGAUAAGUACACAUAGUGACGAUAAUUCUAAAGUCUGGAAGUCAACCUGUACGUUUCUUACACAACAUGAAGAAGAUGUUCAUAUACAACUUCAGAAAAAACGUGCUGCUGUUGAGAAAGAUAUAGAAAUGUAUCAAGAUUAUUUGAAUCAGUACAGAGAGAUUCUGCAGCAGCAUCAAUCACAGUAUUCAGAAUUUCCACAAGCAAAGGAGUAUUUCAAGAAAAAAGUAGAGUUCGAAGAAAUUCAAAGUAGAGUAUUGGAUUGCACUGAACAAAUUCAACAAAAGACACAGGCCAUUAAUGAUCUUUCAGAACCGUCACUUUUUGGAUCUCUUCAUGAAUGGGCUUUGGAAAUUGCUGCUUUAAAAGUAGACACCCAGAAUGUUUUGAUUCAGGUUGCAUACACAAAGGAUAAAGCGGUAGAGGAGCAUAAUGAAAACCAAGAGAGUCCUGCACAGUUGGAUAAUUUCGAGAGUUCUGAAGGAAUAAAGGUGCCGGACUUCAGUAACUUGCCAAAUAAGGAACAAAAACAAAGCAUUUACCAGCAGAAGGAAUACAAAAUUGCUUUGAAUCCUACAGUCAAUUCUGAACAAACACAGCCUCAGAACGUAGUCACUUAUUGUCAGAAAUCAUUAACUUCGAAACCAUUUGAGCUCAUGUUGGAACAGUCCGAGUCCGACACUGAACUUGGAAAAAAUAACAAGCAGCAAACAAAUAACGUCAUUCUUCCACAAGUUAAUUCAGUACAAACUGAAUAUCAAAGGAAUGUUGAGUUAAGGGGAAUUCAACAACAGACAUGCUUUCAGAUCACCCCAGCAACGAAGAACCAAGGGCAAAUUCAAUACCGUUCACUUGUUCCUAAGAAUCAAACAGAUACUCUGCAAUGGUUACAGAGUACUGCCACAACUUCAGCAAACUCAGAUACAGAUGAAAUGAAUUCAAGCCAGUACAAAUCACAUAUUCCCUCUGAUUCUCUCUACAAGUCUCCGGCACAAAUUGACCCGAAAUCUGUGAAUGAUGACCAAGAAGAAACUACAAAUAAAACAUCACAGAUGUUUUCAAGAACACCUGAAUACGCUGGCCCAAGUCAAAAGGAGUUUGAAAUGGAUUGUAACCCGCAGCAUGAGAAAACAUCAUCAGAAUCACCUCGCUUUUCCUUCCUGGGUGUUUCCACACCAAAAACAUCUGGAUUUGAUAUGUUUGGAAGAUUAGCGUUUGGUUUCCCAGAUACCCCAGAACAGGUGAAUGACAGACAGAUGGCUGGUAACCAGUUUGAGUUCUCCAGUUUGUUCUUCAAAAAAACGAUCCAGCAAAAUCAUAUCAAAGCUACUUCCAGACCUGAGAAGGAUUGCACAUCCCAUCUAACUUGCAGUUCUCAUUCGCCACAAAGAGAUAUUGGUUUGGAAAGUCCAUCAAAUGAACAACCAUUCACGUUUUCUUUCCAGUCAGAACCAUCUCCAAAUAAUUUUGGAGACAGCAAAGAUGAAUUCAAUUUUGGUUUCUCAUCUGCACAGAAUCAAAGCUCAUCACAACAAAGUGUCUUCAAGUUCUUUUAAAGAAACAUGCCUUAAUUAAUUAUAGAUUUGAGGAUCUGAGAUAGAAAAGAUUGAAAUAUGAUUUUUAGUAAAAUUAUAUUUCCCAUUUUUGCAUACUGUAUUCUAAUAUUCAUGUGUGGUCAUAAUUGAAAUUAUUCUAGUAUGAUUUUAAAUUGCAGUUCUUUCAUUUUAACAAGAUUGUUGCUAGAACAUACAAGCUUUAAAUAUUCCUUGUUAAGUCAUUUGAGCUGACACCUACCCAUUUCAGAGGUGACUGUUGUAUUAUAAUUCCCGAAAGCAGGAAUUACGUUAUAAAUUCAGCAGUCGCCUCAGUCCACAAUACUAUUUAUGUCACCAGUGAUUUACCCAUGAUAUUUUAAUUCUGUGACUUGAUAAAAAAGUGUAAAUAAUAUUCCACAUUUGUCAUCAGUUGUUUUACAAAAAAUAACAACAGUCUUAAAGUACUGUAUAUGAAUACUGUAAAUCUUCAUUUCCAAGGCACCAGUAUGGUGACUGAUAACAAAGCAAGUCUGGAAAGAUGAUUUUUCUUUUCACAGUUACUGUACAAGUAUUAAACAGUUUUGUUAUGCAAUUACAUAGUAUGACAUUAAUGCUAUUUGGUAUUCUAAGUGCUGAAUUUCUAUU
Molecule: messenger RNA, 2479 nt
Organism: Callorhinchus milii (elephant shark)
Lineage: Eukaryota; Metazoa; Chordata; Chondrichthyes; Chimaeriformes; Callorhinchidae
Product: protein SIX6OS1
Exons: 20
Coding region: 98-1855 (585 amino acids)
Biological process (GO): homologous chromosome pairing at meiosis; spermatogenesis; meiotic DNA double-strand break processing involved in reciprocal meiotic recombination
Cellular component (GO): central element
Source: RefSeq, a predicted model, not a curated record